Messenger RNA from Oryza sativa Japonica Group (Japanese rice), 1355 nucleotides. Its product is annotated as transcription initiation factor IIF subunit beta. Gene Ontology annotation, biological process: transcription by RNA polymerase II; transcription initiation at RNA polymerase II promoter. Gene Ontology annotation, cellular component: transcription factor TFIIF complex. The record is from RefSeq and is a predicted model, not a curated record. Lineage: Eukaryota; Viridiplantae; Streptophyta; Magnoliopsida; Poales; Poaceae.
GUCUCCGUCUCAAUCCCCAAUUCCCCAUCACCCUUAUUAAUGAUCCAGGAUCCAGGUUUUAGCCGAUCAAUUUGCUCCAAUCUCACAAUUUCUCCGCCUUCUCGUCCUCCUCGCCGAACCACCCCCAUCGACCCACACAACCAGCGAACCGGAAGGAUUUCACUCAGCUGAGUUUCCUGCCUCCAUCCCCACGGCGAUGGCGGAGGAGGCGAAGAAUCUGGAGACGGCCCGGGCCGACCGCUCCGUGUGGCUCAUGAAGUGCCCGACCGUCGUCUCCCGCGCCUGGCAGGAGGCCGCCACCGCCGCCGCCUCCUCCUCCUCCUCCUCGGACGCCGCCGCUGGCGCCAACUCCAACUCCAACGCGAACCCUAACCCCGUCGUCGCCAAGGUCAUCGUCUCCCUCGACCCGCUCCGCUCCGAAGAUCAGCAGCUCCAGUUCAAGAUGGAGAUGGCUCAAACAGGCAAUGGCAAUACACCAAAGAGUUACUCCUUGAACAUGUUCAAGGAUUUUGUGCCAAUGUGUGUCUUUUCUGAAUCCAACCAAGGGAAGCUUUCAUGCGAAGGGAAAGUCGGGCACAAAUUUGACAUGGAACCGCACAGCGAUAAUCUUGUGAACUAUGGGAAGUUAUGUCGUGAGAGGACUCAAAAAUCUAUGAUUAAAAAUAGAAAAUUGAUGGUACUUGCGAAUGACAAUGGAAUGAGCAUGAGGCCGUUGCCUGGCUUGGUGGGUCUGAUGUCUUCUGGUCCAAAAAAGGAGAAGAAGCCACUACCAGUAAAACCAUCAGACAUGAAAAGAACGAGAAGGGAUCGCAGGGAACUGGAAAAUAUCUUAUUCAAGCUUUUUGAGAGGCAGCCGAAUUGGUCUCUUAAGAAUCUCAUGCAAGAAACUGAUCAACCAGAGCAAUUCUUGAAGGAGAUAUUGAAUGAUCUGUGUUUCUACAACAAAAGGGGUCCAAAUCAAGGGACGCAUGAACUUAAGCCUGAAUACAAGAAAUCUACAGAGGACGCUGAUGCUACUGCUACUUAGAAGUCUUAUGCUUCGGUCUACUAGAUAGGAGUCCUCGUCCAGUGUGGACUCCAAUCCGUUACUUGCUGCGUUCAAGGAAAUCUUGGAUACUUCGUUUAUAGUUUGUUUCUUGAGAAACAUAUUUUGUACGCAUCAAGCGAUACAUCUUUUGGUGUUACUGGCGGCCAUAUCUUAGACCCAGAUUUCGGGGACUCGAUAUAUUCGUGUCCAUCAGAGUUUAGAAACAAGGAUGUUGAAAUUUGUGUGUAUAAUGUAUUUUAGCUCUUCUAGGCAAACUAACAUGAUGAUUUUCAUGAUCAUUAAACACCUUGACCUACUCUUCCCUGCA